Molecule: messenger RNA, 1095 nt
Organism: Thermochaetoides thermophila DSM 1495
Lineage: Eukaryota; Fungi; Ascomycota; Sordariomycetes; Sordariales; Chaetomiaceae
Product: putative peroxisomal membrane protein
Exons: 2
Coding region: 1-1095 (364 amino acids)
Cellular component (GO): peroxisomal membrane
Molecular function (GO): AMP transmembrane transporter activity; FMN transmembrane transporter activity; coenzyme A transmembrane transporter activity
Source: RefSeq, a predicted model, not a curated record
AUGUCCCAGUCAAAGCCCGUCCUCCCCCAAAAUGACAACGUCGCCCACGCCCUUGCCGGUGCAGGCGGCGGCGUGCUGUCCAUGGCUCUGACGUACGCUAUCCUCUUUUCCCCCCCCCCCUCUCUCCCUUCCAAAAAGCCUCCUUUCAACGCUCCCUGCCAUACUGACUUCUCCAGCUACCCCCUCAUAACCCUCUCUACGCGCGCACAAGUCGAGUCUCGCCGCGCCUCCUCCGACUUUCUCUCAGCAGUCCGCAGCAUCGUGCAGCGCGAGGGCAUCUCGGGUCUCUACAGCGGCAUGUCCUCCGCCUUGUUCGGCAUCAGCGUGACCAACUUCGUCUACUACUACUGGUACGAGUGGACGCGGGCCUUCUUCGAGGCCGCAAAAGCCCGCGCGGGCAGGUCGUCGCGCAAGCUGACGACCGUGGAGAGCAUGAUCGCGGGCGCGAUUGCGGGGAGCGCAACGGUUAUUCUGACAAAUCCCAUUUGGGUUGUGAAUACGCGGAUGACGACUAGGAAGAGUGUGGGUACAGGGGAGGAGGGGAAGAAGGAGAUUACGGAGAGCAGGGAGAAGAAAGAGGGGGAGGUGAUUCCGGCUCCUGCGACCGCGAAGAAGGAGACUAAGCCGCCUUCGACGAUUGGCACGCUGCUGGCGCUGCUGCGGACCGAGGGCCCCCAGGCGCUGUUUGCGGGUGUUGUGCCUGCCCUGGUGCUCGUCAUCAACCCAAUUCUGCAGUACACCCUGUUCGAGCAGAUGAAGAACGCUGUGGAGAGGCGCAAGAGGAGGGUCACGCCCACUGUGGCGUUUUUCCUGGGUGCGCUGGGCAAGCUGUUUGCGACGACGGUCACGUAUCCGUAUAUUACCGUCAAGAGCCAGAUGCAUGUCAAGAAGGCGGGGGAGAAGAAGGAGGGUGUUACCGAGGCGCUGAGGAGGGUUGUGAGAGAGGAGGGCUAUGCGGGGUUGUAUAAGGGCAUUGGCCCCAAGGUGACGCAGAGCGUCCUUACUGCCGCCUUCCUCUUCGCCUUCAAGGAUGUGCUCUACGAGUACUCUGUCCGCUUGCGCCGGUCCGUGGCCAAGAAGGGCAUUGCUGCUUAA